Messenger RNA from Rhagoletis pomonella (apple maggot), 1455 nucleotides. Its product is annotated as zinc finger protein OZF-like. The record is from RefSeq and is a predicted model, not a curated record. Gene Ontology annotation, biological process: regulation of DNA-templated transcription. Lineage: Eukaryota; Metazoa; Arthropoda; Insecta; Diptera; Tephritidae. The transcript is spliced from 3 exons. Gene Ontology annotation, molecular function: RNA polymerase II cis-regulatory region sequence-specific DNA binding; DNA-binding transcription factor activity, RNA polymerase II-specific. The annotation marks the transcript as partial.
GAAGUACAAGAAAAACGGGAAGAAAAAAAGCAUAAUAAAAAUUAUGCAGAAGAAUAUGAUAAUAUGCUUAAAAUUUUUGAGCUGAUGAAUACACAGCUAGAACAGUAUGAUUUUUUUAAAUUACAUACUUGUUUAUUUUCUUUUGUAAUAUUUUUACAGGUUACUUUGAAACCAACGUCCGAAAAGUUCACGGUACAGGAUAGCAAUUUAAAUGAGGAACAAUUUAUCAGAUUGGCUCAUAUAUACCAGCGAUAUCCAAGUCUUUGGGAUGAAAAGAACAUAGCAUAUAGAUUCGCUAACAGGCGACGUGAAGCUUUGAAUAAUGUACUUGAGGAGUUUAAUGAAGCAUAUGGAUUGAAUCUAACGAAAAACGAGUUAGAAAAAGAAAUUUCAAGACUGAGAAAAGUAUGCUCGAAUGAGAAGAGACAAAAGAUAGCAUGUAAACGAAAAAAAAUAGAUUAUAAACCAAGUUGCCCUUAUUAUGAUCACAUCGCUUUUCUGGAAGUCGAUGUAACUCCGUUUGAAUGUUCACAAUGUGAACAACUUAUAUUUGGUCCAUGCCAGUACAAAGUUCAUUUAUCGACUCAUGAUGGCUCACUGCCAUUCAAAUGCCACAUUUGUGGGCAUGGUUUCAAGCUGGUCACUAACCUAACAGUUCAUUUAAGAAGACAUGCUCAAGACUACACGUUUAAUUGUGAGGUGUGUAACAAGUCCCUUGCAACGGCUACAGAAUUAAAAACUCAUGCACGAUUGCAUACGGGUGAAAAACCGUAUGUAUGUGAUAUUUGUGGGAAAGCAACUGGAUCAUUUGCUGAAUUUAAAAGACAUAGGGACCGCCACGAAAAACGACCGAAGCAUAAGUGUGAAAUUUGUUCGAAGGCAUUUUAUGAAAAACGAAAAUUAAAAGACCACGUUAAUGCCCACCUGGAAUUGCGAAACCAUCAUUGUAAUGUGUGUAACAAAUCUUUUACUAGUUCAAAACUUUUGCGACAGCACAAAUUAAUUCAUGAUGCCGAAAAAAGAUAUUCAUGUAGAAUUUGUGGAAAGCGUUUCGCACAAGGGGCUGGCCUUAAUUCGCAUAUGAAGUCUCAUGGUACAAAGUUAUCUUCAAAGCCUUUGAUACAGUGAAAUGCAUGCAUGUAAGCGUACAUAUGUAAGUACAUACGCUACGAGUAUUUCUUUCAAAAGUUUAUUAAAAUAAAAUUUUUUUAUUUGUCAGAAAACACAAAAAAUUGCAUGCGGCAUGUUGCCGCAGAUUUUAUCCUGUCUAAAAUUAAUUGCUGAUCAGCAAAAUUAAAGAAGUAACGUUAGUGUAGGUUUUAUUCAAAAACGAAGUCAUUUAGAGUUUAAAACUUUGUGCUCUGAUGCCGACAUGCAUUUCGCACACGAUCUUCAAAAGUAACACAACUCAAAAUUUGGAAUUUUUGAAAUUAUGCACUAAAAUUAUACGCAGAG